This is a messenger RNA of Zasmidium cellare ATCC 36951, 540 nucleotides long. RefSeq lists its product as uncharacterized. Lineage: Eukaryota; Fungi; Ascomycota; Dothideomycetes; Mycosphaerellales; Mycosphaerellaceae. Gene Ontology annotation, cellular component: cytoplasm; TRAPP complex; nucleus. The transcript is spliced from 3 exons. Gene Ontology annotation, biological process: endoplasmic reticulum to Golgi vesicle-mediated transport. Bases 1 to 540 code for a protein of 179 amino acids. The record is from RefSeq and is a predicted model, not a curated record.
AUGGUCGAUAGAUCACCCUCCAUAGCCGCCAUUGGCGUGAUCGGCCGUCACAACAACCCUCUCCACAUCGCCCUCUUCCCAGCUACAUACCAGGACAAGCAAGAAACCCGUGACAAGCUGGAGUACAGCAUGCUGCUCAACUCAUCCUUGGACAUCUUCGAAGCCCGGAUGCCUUCCAAAACUGUUGGCCACGACUUUGGACUUCUACACGCUCUGGACGAGCGGAUAGCCUUAUAUGGCUGGCUACUCAACACCGGUGUCAAACUUGUGAUUGUGGUUGAUAUGGAAGGUCGAAUGGCGCCGAAUGCAGAAGCUGCCAAGACCAGCAUCCUGGGGUUGAGAGGUACUGACUUGACGCCGGCCUUUCAAGCUCUACAAACCGCGUACGUCCGCCUGUUGAGGAACCCGUUUUACGUCCCGGAUGACCAUGAUUCAAAGACCGCCAAGACUCGCAGCAACCUACAAAUCGACAGCCCAAAGUUCAUCAACGAGGUCGACAGGAUCGGCAGAAACUGGUACCCAGGUGCUUUGAACCUUUGA